AUGUCCGUAUCAAUCGAUAUAAAUGAUUUGGUUUCAAACUUCGACCCGUUGACGAAAGCUUCAAUUUCGAAGCUACAAGGUGCCGAUGUUAUCAAUGUGGUCUAUGCUGUCCGUCCUUGCGAUUGGACAAGAAAAGACAUGCUGUAUGCGGAUUUGAAAAACAAAAUUGCAUCCCUCGAUAAAAUCAAGUUCGGGACUGCCUGCCGCUUCAAAUCCCUCAAAGGAAAGAAAGAAAGUACUCCCACGGUCUACGUUGUCGGCUUUCACAUCCAAGAGAAGAAGCCGGAUGGGUCGAUAAAGACAACGACGAAUGAGGAAGCGAAAAAGAGAAUAGAUUUUCUGAAAGUUUGGAAGGGUUUACAAAUCAAUAUCCUGGGCCCUUACAUCCUCGACCCCCUAAAACCAGUGGGGCAAAGUGAGGUCUUUGAUAUAUAUAACGACAAAAACGGCAAGGACAAAGAAACGCGUCGCACAUGGGAGAGUGAGUUGGUCGGAUGUUUACAGCCACGGAAAAGGCUCGCAUCCUGUCAAACAAUCAACGUUGUGUACAUUGUCGGCACCUCCAAUGAAAGAAAAAUGUCAAGUAUGAAUGUCGAAAUGCUAAAAGCAAUCGAACAACUUACAGGGGACCUGCAACAAAAAUACACCGGGUGGAGCGGAAAAGUCACAUUGCUGGGCACCUUCGGCGUGAAGGCCUCCUCUGGCGUGUCUGAACAACCUCAGGGCGAGCAUGAAGGCUCAGAAGGUGUCAAGGGCAGAUGUUUAAAUGGCUGCAAGAAGGAGCAUUCUGGCAACCCGGCCCUAAAUGCCGCAAUCAUGAAGGCGGACAUGGUAAUACAUGGUGGACAGGAGGCAUGUCCAACAAAGACAGAAUCCGAGCCUUCUCAUUAUUAUGACGCAAAUUACUUGAUGUAUUACUGUGCCACGAGGCUUCCUUCGGAUCCGUCUCGGAGUCGGUCUCGAGGUGUUUCUUCGAGUCACGAUCCGAAUCAGCCUCGAGGUCGGUCUCGAGAUGCUACUUCGAGUCACGAUCCGAAUCAGCCUCGGGGUCGGUCUUCGAGUCGGCCUCCACAGACUGGGAAGCCAAUCCGGCAUUAUAAGAUCGCAAAGUCCAAGGGCAUCCGGGUGGUGGACGAGGCUUUGAGAGAAGCUUUGAGGAGAAACAAAGCAGAGGGAGAGAAAGAUGAUUGGACUGCCGGGAAAAUCAUCGUUGAGUUGGGAAUUGCGCAUGACCACGCUCAUUGGCACCUUGAACUCGGUCCACCAGGAAAAGAUCGCUACCACUGGUCCACGGAUGGAUAUAAGCUGCUCUCUCUGCCACUGGAAUGGUUUAUGCACCUCAUGCCUCCGCGAUCAUAA
Molecule: messenger RNA, 1359 nt
Organism: Penicillium macrosclerotiorum
Lineage: Eukaryota; Fungi; Ascomycota; Eurotiomycetes; Eurotiales; Aspergillaceae
Exons: 1
Coding region: 1-1359 (452 amino acids)
Source: RefSeq, a predicted model, not a curated record